AUGAAGACCUCGUUCGCUAUCGCAGUCCUGACUGCCAUCGCCAGCGCCUCGGCCGCCAGCACCACCAUCACCUGCGACGGCGCCUGCCCCCCCACGACGCCCACCAACGACAUCGUCACCCGCGAGCCCAUCCCCACCGUCGACUGCACCGCGCCCGCCCUGUCCAUCAUCUCCAGCGCCAAGCCCAUGUCCUCAGGCGCCGGCCACGGCGGCAUGGCCUCGGGCACCGGCGGCAUGAUGCCCAGCCCCACGGCCGUCCCCGGCGGUGGCGUCCCCGGUGCCGCUGACAAGGUCGCCGGUGGCUUCGCCGGUGUCGCUGUCGCCGCCAUGGCCGCUGCCUUCGUCCUGUAA
Molecule: messenger RNA, 351 nt
Organism: Emericellopsis cladophorae
Lineage: Eukaryota; Fungi; Ascomycota; Sordariomycetes; Hypocreales; Bionectriaceae
Exons: 2
Coding region: 1-351 (116 amino acids)
Source: RefSeq, a predicted model, not a curated record